UGGUCUGACCCACCGCCGCUGAAAAACAAAACAAAAAAAAAUCUCCAUUUCUUCUUCUUCUUCUUCUCUCUCUCUCUGUCUCCUCGGGACUUUCUCCGACUCUGUUCGUCGUUUUCUACACUUCAAAACUCCUCAGCUCUUUCUUGAUCUACUUCCUCUAAUAUUCGCUUCUCUCUUAUUCGACACUUUCUGAGUGUCAGAGAUGUGGCAAGUUAUUCUAGGAGCAGCCAUUGCUGGAUCCACUGGUCUUAUUGCCAAACGCUUCUUGAACCCUUUUUCUCCACCCGAGGAUCACGGAGAAGAAGAGCGUGAGCCCGUCGCUCCUCCUCCUGUCGGUAUCGGAUUUCUCAACUCUCCUUGCGACAAAACCAACGGCGUUUUCCGGUUUUCUAGCUCCGGGUCUGCACGGUCCGGAUCCGGGUCUUCUCCCGGGUUUAGGAAGUGUGCAGGGGUGUCAUGCAAGGUUAAGGUUCGUGGAUUGAUGAAGCAGAAGAAAAAGAAAAACAGUGGUGGUGGUGGUGGCUCUGAGAUCGAGAACCGAUCUGGAAGUGUUUGCUUGAAAAAGGCGCGAACUUUGAGUGCUGCUGCCUCCUCUGCUUCAAAACGUGUGUCACGUUAUGAUAAUAAUCAAGAUCGUUCCACUUUCAGCUCGGCACUUGGUGUCUGCAUGAUGUACAUGAUGUCAGCAGAGAAAAACGAAAUCAGUAAGCUGCAUACAGCAACAGAAGAAACUGUCAAAGUCAUCCAGGAGCUUAAAGAUGAACUUUCUAGGAUUAAGUCUUUACAGGGUUUCCAUGAGGUGAAAUCCAGUGGAAUAUCUGAUCCCACAAGAGAAUCUCUGGACACUAAGUCAGGCAAUGAUGGAGAAUAUGCCAGCAGCAUCCUAACCGAGGAGCCAGAACAUGAUGAGGCAGUAGAAAUGGAACAGUUGGAGAUGGAGCUUGAAUCUGAGCUUCAGAAACUCAACUUGGCUGAGACAAGUGAAUGUAUGGAGGAGUGUAAGGAUGUGGUGAAUGGAUCUGAGUCAUACCAAUACGGUGGAAUAUCAGCAUCUGAGCUGGACAAGAAACUAAGCCGCCUUCUCAUUGAGCAACAAGAAGGCCAGAUCAAUGAGCUUGAGUCUGAACUGCAGACUACUCAGUCCAAACUCCAAGAGAAGGAAGCUGAACUCCAAGCGCUUAAGGUCUGCGUUAGACGGCUGACCGAGUUUCCUCUCUUGGACCGUUCAGAUGAUGAACAUGAACAAGACAUGAACCAGGAUCUCUCAGUUUCAUGGAGCCAACAUAACCAAACUGAUAAAGAGGAAAGGAAGCCGAUCAUUGGGAUGAAAAGACCUAUGGAGUCAUCUGUCCAUGUUUAAUAAAAGCAACAACUCUAGAUAAUCCCCAAUCGUCAUCAUAAAUUCUGCACAGUAAUUUCCUGUAUAUACUCGAUCUUGCAACACCAGAAGGAUCCAGAUCUCUGAAGGUUCGUAUCAUCAUAUCAUGCCAAGGUGGUGUUGUAAUAAAAUCCAGAAGAAUCUUUUAUGUUAACCAGAAGAAUCCCAGACUACCAGAAGUCUUCUUCAUAUUUCUCUAGAGAUUUAGAUUGCAAGGUUUAGAAGAAUAGCUAGUGAUUGCGGAUAUGUGAACUUCUUAAUCUAUUGUCUAUCCUCAAGCUGUUAGUGUGCGUCACUGUUGACUUUUCUAAGUUAAAAUGUAAAAGAUAAUCUCAGUUUAAUAUAACAGUUUG
Messenger RNA from Raphanus sativus (radish), 1731 nucleotides. RefSeq names its product protein POLAR LOCALIZATION DURING ASYMMETRIC DIVISION AND REDISTRIBUTION. Gene Ontology annotation, biological process: asymmetric cell division. The transcript is spliced from 4 exons. The coding region runs from base 203 to 1360 and encodes 385 amino acids. NCBI's taxonomy places the organism in Eukaryota, Viridiplantae, Streptophyta, Magnoliopsida, Brassicales, Brassicaceae. The record is from RefSeq and is a predicted model, not a curated record.